Molecule: messenger RNA, 4939 nt
Organism: Corythoichthys intestinalis (scribbled pipefish)
Lineage: Eukaryota; Metazoa; Chordata; Actinopteri; Syngnathiformes; Syngnathidae
Product: protein diaphanous homolog 3-like
Exons: 30
Coding region: 200-3874 (1224 amino acids)
Biological process (GO): actin cytoskeleton organization; actin filament polymerization
Cellular component (GO): actin filament
Molecular function (GO): actin binding; small GTPase binding
Source: RefSeq, a predicted model, not a curated record
GUUGACUCAAACGGGCGAAUUUUAUAUCUUUGCGCGGGUCUGUCAAAAACUAGUUUCGCUGGGUAAGGAACAUUUCAGCAGGUAUCCUAAAAUUUCCAUUGUUAGUAGCAAUAACCCAUUGCUGCAGAGAGCUCAACGCCUUUCACAGGUCGAUGUUAGGUGACCAUAAAGCUGAGUGGAUGUGCAGUAGUUGAACAACAUGGACACUUAUAGUCAGCGCUUCGAAGCCACGUCGGGACGAGAAGGUAAAUCUCAUAAGAAGAAGGCUUCCUCCUCCCACCUUGGUACGCCGUGCUCAGAAGAAGGAGACCGCAAACCUAAAUUUCACCUACCAUUUAGAAAUCUCACUGAUGACAUGCUGGACAGGUUUGCAAGUAUUCGGAUACCGGGUAGUAAGAAGGAACGUGCAGCCAUAUCCCAUUCUAAAUACAGUACCACUGAUUGGUCUGUAUUUUCAUCAUCAAACGCCCAGUUUGAGGAGCUUUCAUCAAAGAUCACUUCAGAAAAGGAAAUAUUGGCACUGUUUGAAAAGAUGAUGGAGGAUAUGAACUUGAAUGAGGAAAAAAAGACUCCCUUGAGAAACAAGGACAUGAAUACAAAGAGAGAAAUGGUCAUCCAGUAUGUUUGUACUGCUUCAAAAACGGGUAGCUUGACCAACAGCUUUCAGAUUUCUCCUCAAGAAUUCCUGGGAGAACUUAAGUCAGGAGUGAUGGAAGAACGGCUAUUUGCUUGCCUAGACUCACUGCGUGUCUCUCUUACCAGCAAUCCUGUUAGUUGGGUGCAGAGCUUUGGUCACGAGGGCCUUGGACUGCUACUUGACAUUUUGGAGAGGUUGCUGGCCAAGAAACGGCAGGAGAGGAUUGACAAAAAGAACCAACAUAAGGUUAUUCAAUGUUUAAAGGCCUUCAUGAACAAUAAGUACGGCUUGGAUAGAAUACUUGGGGAGGAGCGAAGUCUUGCACUACUAGCAAGAGCAAUAGAUCCCACCCAGUCUGCUAUGAUGACUGAUGUGAUGAAGUUGUUGUCAGCCAUCUGCAUUGUGGGCGAAGACAACAUUUUGGAGAAGGUCCUGGAAGCCCUCACCACUGCUGGGGAAUGGAGAGCCAUUGAAAGAUUUAAUCCCAUCGUUCAAGGUCUACAAGAUCGCUCAGUGCAGUUACAAGUGGCAUGCAUGCAGUUAAUCAAUGCACUUGUGACAUCACCUGAUGAACUGGAUUUAAGGCUGCAUAUCAGAAAUGAAUUCAUUCGUUGUGGCCUUAAAGUAAUUUUACCACAACUGUCAUCUGUGAGAAAUGAGGCCCUUGACAUUCAGCUGAGGGUAUUUGAGGAACACAAGGAAGAGGACAUGAUGGAGUUUUCACACAGGCUGGAGGACAUCAAAAGCGAAAUGGAUGAUGCUGGGGACGUGUUCAGUAUUUUGCUGAAUAUGGUGAAGGACAGCGGUGCCGAAAACUAUUUAAUCUCAAUACUGCAGCACUUGGUCCUGAUUCGCAAUGACUACUUAGUCAGGCUUCAGUACUUUAAGAUCAUUGAGGAGUGUGUGUCUCAAAUUGUUCUGCAUCGUAGUGGAACAGAUCCAGACUUCAGCUAUCGUAAACGUCUUGAUGUGGAUUUCAGCCACCUUGUAGAGGUUUGUGUAGAAAAGGCAAGAUUUGAGGAGUAUGAGCAAAGAUCUUUAGAACUGGCAGAGAAGUUUGAUGAAGAAUUUCUCAAACGACAGGAGGCCCAAGCUCAGUUGGUUAAAAGUGAAGAAAAGGUAGCUGAGCUUCAAGUUGAGCUGCAACAUUUUAAAUCCCAGAUUGGAGCUAUUCCAUUGGUUGGGAUAUCUGGUCACGUUGCACAGGAGUUUUCUUCUUCUCUGUCACCACGCGGGUCCUUACCCUGUAACGCAGCAUCUGGGUUGCCAGUUCCUCCUCCUCCACCACCUCCUCCAUUACCUGGUUGCCCUGCACCCCCUCCUCCUCCUCCUGGUGUACCUCCUCCAUUUGGUGCCCCUCCAUUUCCCCCAUUAGGAUUUGCAUGUGGUCCAGCCUUGUCCACUUGCCUUACCCUGCCUUAUGGCCUUAGGCCGAAAAAGGAAUUCAAGCCUGAGAAUUCCACAAAACGCUUGAAUUGGGCAAAGAUCCAUCCCCAGGAAAUGUCAGAGGGCUGUUUCUGGGUGCUCGCUAAUGAUGACCAAUAUGCAAAGCCAGAUUUGCUCAACAGAGUUGGGCUCACCUUUGGUUCACAAAGAGCAGAUUGUGAAGAGAGUGCAUCAACUGAGGAGCUACCCAAAAGAGAAGAAGAGGAUCUUGAUGAUAAAAAAUCUAUUAAGAAGCGAAUUAAAGAGCUGAAGGUGCUUGAUCCCAAGAUUGCGCAGAAUCUAUCAAUUUUCCUAGGUUCUUUCCGUAUGCCUUACAAAGAAAUUCGUCAGAUGAUAUUGGAAGUUGAUGAAGAGCAGCUAACUGAACCAAUGAUUCAGAACCUUGUGAAACACUUGCCUGAGCAGGAGCAGCUGAAUGCUUUGGCCAAAUACAAGAAUGACUAUCCAAAUUUGUCAGAGCCGGAGCAGUUUGGGGUUAUUAUGAGCAGUGUAAAGCGGCUUUGUCCCCGACUCAACCAUAUCCUCUUCCGACUACAGUUUGAUGAGCAAGUAAAUAAUAUUCGUCCUGAUAUUUUGGCUGUAAAUUCUGCUUGUGACGAAGUCAGGACGAGCCACUCCUUCGGCUGCUUGCUGGAACUCGUAUUGCUGCUGGGUAAUUACCUGAAUGCUGGUUCCAGGAAUGCCCAGUCCUUUGGCUUUGACCUCAGCUCCCUCUGCAAGCUAAAAGAUACCAAGUCUUGUGACCAGAAGACCACAUUACUCCAUUUCCUGGCACAAAUAUGUGAGGAGGAAUUUCCAGACGUAAUAAAAUUUGUUGAAGACCUGAAACAUGUGGACCGAGCAAGCAGAGUGUCUGCAGAGAAUUUGGAAAAGAGCCUCAGGCAGAUGGAGAAGCAGCUGUUGCAGCUGGAGAGAGACCUCGAGACUUUUUCGUCCCCUGAUGACCCUAGUGACAUGUUCUUUAGUAAAAUGGCUAGCUUCAGCAAGCUGGCACGUGAGCAGUAUGGCAAACUGGUGACCAUGCAAAGCAACAUGGAGACACUUUACCUAAAUCUCUUGGAGUAUUAUGCUGUUGAUCCAAAGAAAACUUCAGUGGAGGAGUUCUUCACUGAUCUCAGCAACUUCCGUACAAUGUUUAUACAAGCACUCAAAGACAACAUGAAGCGCAAAGAGUGUGAAGAGAAACAGAGGAGAGCACAGGCAGCAAAAGAAAAGGCUGAGCGUGAAAAGCAGGAGAGACAACAGAAAAAGAGCGGGCUGCUUGAACUUAAUGCAGAGAAUGAUGAGACAGGUGUGAUGGAUUGUCUGCUAGAAGCCUUGCAAUCAGGAGCUGCAUUCAGAGACCGCAGGAAGAGAGCACCAAGACCCAGAGAUAACAAGCAGAAGACCAUCAGCCCCAGCACCUACCGUCAGGUUCUAAGGCCUGUUAAUCAUGAAAACAAGACUGCGCCCUUACUUCGCACUCGUUCUAGGCUGAACGUAAAUGCAAGUUCAGCCGUGGUGAAGACUCUACCCAAUAAGGAGUCUGAAAGCCAAGCAGCUUCAGCAGCACCAUCCAAAGUGGCAGUGAGUUCACAGCGAGAACGCAGGGACAGGAGCACCCUAGUCCACAGUUUUGGGUCAGAGAGUGAAAGAGUGCUAGUUGGGGAAGAACAUAAAUGUGCAGAUGUCAAGAAAGAGAUUGAAAGUGAGCUUUUAACCUCUCAGCCGUCAUCCACUGGUUCGAUCGUCUCUAGCACCAAUGGGGAGUCUGAUGUAGAAGCUCUGUUAGCAAAACUCAGGGCAUUGUAGUCAUCACUCCUUUGAACCUUGUUAUAUUAGAUUUAGCAUAUUGCUGUUUUCAUACAACACAAAAAUGUGCUCAUAUUGUGUUCAAAGGUGUAAAAUAAAGGUCUGUAUCAUCUAAAAAAAAUCUGAUGAAAAUGAACAGAGACUUCAAUUCAAUAUGUACAGAAUAUCUAGAAUAUGUUUGAAAUUUGUACAAAAACUGACACGUCUAGUAAAGGAAAUGGAUUCAAGGGAAAUACGAAGCCUUUGUGUGAAUAAUGAUAAUAGUUAACUCAUUUCAUUUGUCAUUUACUUUUAACCAGUCGAUUCAGAACUUUUAUUAAUGACAUUUUUGGUCUUGACAAACAAUUUUGAAUCAGACGUGUAAUAUUACGCACCAAUUUCUAAUCCCAAUUUCUGAUUGAUUUUCACUUUUGCUGCAUUUGUCAUUAAUGUGUAUUUAUUUCAUUUCAUAUAUGUAUUUUUCAGCAAGCUCUCAUAAGGAUUUUGUAUGAUUAUUAUUGUAAAUGUUUAGCGUCACUUCAUAUUCGGACUGUUUUUCAGUUAAACUAGUUCAAUUACACUUGCUCUUGCUUUGUAUACAAAUAAUCAAUUACAGUGACACUCAAAUAUCCUGGCACAAAAUUAUUUUAAUGAUUCCAUAAUGUGUUCCAAUGAAUCAAGUGUAAAACAGGGUUUGACAAAACUACCAAGUAUAAAAUCCUCUUGCAUUACCACAAACGUUGUAUGUGUAAUGUUCAGAUCAAAUCACAUGAAAUUGGUUUUAGUAUUUAAAUUCUAAUUCACACACAAUGGAAUAACAAACUACCUUUUCAGUUCUAAUCUUUGAAGUUGUAUUGUCCAUUAUGCUGUCAAUUGAGUUUUCUAUUUAAAAAGAUUUUCUACUUUUUGUGUAAUUUGUAUUUGUAAUAUUAUAACUGAUUUGUGUUGCUGUUGUUUUACAAAUUUGUAGCAAUGACAACCAAUUUAUACCAAAGAAAUAAAACUUUUCUUAAUAUGCAUUCAUAAAAUAAACAAAAGUACAUUUUCAGAUGCUCAAUCCUUAUAUCAUAUUGCAGAAUUAAUAAA